Molecule: messenger RNA, 9722 nt
Organism: Mya arenaria
Lineage: Eukaryota; Metazoa; Mollusca; Bivalvia; Myida; Myidae
Product: potassium channel subfamily T member 2-like
Exons: 33
Coding region: 1096-4938 (1280 amino acids)
Biological process (GO): potassium ion transport
Cellular component (GO): membrane
Molecular function (GO): intracellular sodium-activated potassium channel activity
Source: RefSeq, a predicted model, not a curated record
CUAUGGAUGUUAUGUAUAUUCGAGUGUCAUGUCAUUAAGAUAAGGAUUUAAAUUUCGCGGAAUGCUCGUUUGUUUCUCUUUUUUUGUCAGCGGUAAACAAUGAAUCAUUAUUGUGGCUUGAUAUUUAAAACAGGAGUUGACAUUGACAUUGUGUACUAAAGUUAGACUUUCUUUAUCAUUUAAAGAAAGCGUAAUCCUGAUUUAGCGACAUUUUAUCAAAUUAAACUUUCAAGAUCUAUGUAUGUAAAUAAUGUUACAAGUUGUAAGGACAUGAUUUUACAGCAUUGUGAAUUGUCAUGUUGAAGUUAGGAAUCUGUUUCAUUUUCAAAUUAUAAACAUUCUUUGUCAGUGAAAUAUUUUAUGACAGAGCUAACAAUUUAUUGGAUAUUUAUGUGAUUUGAAGUAAACAAAUAGAUUUUGUUCAGAAAAAUCAUUUUUCAAAGGGAGAUAAUUUGGAUAUCACCUUCAAGUGUAAUUGUGUUACAGCAGAGAAAUUGGCAGUUUUAAAGAUGAUAUGCAGUCUACCAUAUAUAUAUGUAAUAUUUUUGAUUCUUUAAGACAGAAACCUUUAUCAUCUGGAAUUUGUGAAAUUAGGAAAGCCAGUAAACCAUUAAGUCUUAUACGGCUGAACCAACGAAAAAUGGAAAAAAAAUGAACAACACUUAGAACAGAUAGCUUAGAGAGUUUCUUUAACAUUAGAUUUUGUCAAUACAAAGGUAGUAAGUUAUAUACCGACACUAAGGGACUGUGAUAUGAUGUAUAUUUCCUGGAUGUAAUAAAAUCCAGCUUGCAUAUGUAAUGCGAAAAGUAAAAGAAGCCAUCAGAUCUAUGGCGAAAUUUGAGCGAAACAUGUAGAAAAUUGCAAUAUCAGGGUUAAAGAAGCAGUCAGCAGAAGACAGUUUAUUACGGCAGUGUUUAUCUCAAAAAUUGGAUUUUUGUUUUUUUGUUGUGAUUCAUACCUCGAAAUAUACUGGCCUAAGGAUUUUGGUAAUAAAAAAAAAGUGCUUAAAGAAUUUUGGACAAUCAAUGAUAAAGCCUUCUUACAUGAGCUGAGUGGGAUAUUGUUAAAGUUUGAAAAUAUAAAUAGUAAGGACAAUGUUGAAGUCUGUAAGGUUUUCGUUACAUCGUAGCAACGUUAGUUUGCAGAGUGGAAGUGAUUGUGACAAUAUCUCCAUUGACGACGACGGAUACUUUUCCGCGCCAGUUAAAUACUUUGAACAUGAUUCCAUACGAGGGAGGUUGCGGAGAAUCCUCAUACGGAAUUCCACAGCGCGUCUGGCUUUCACGGUGUUUGACGUCAUUGCGAAGAGCCUGGUGUGUAUACUCUACUUCGUACGAGUCAUUCUUGAUGAUAUGUCAACGUACGAGUGUUCUGGCGAUCCGUGCCAAGUUGUCAACGGCACAAAACAAUCUUCAGGUUCAUCUAAGGUCAACUGGCAUGUGAUGUUAUGGGUCCAUCGUCCAAUGUGGCUGUGGGUCAUGCAAGUUGUCCUCUCCGUGAUAACGUUCGUCAAGGGUCUAUUAAAAAUUUACAUCGCUAAGGGUAAUAGAAGUGAGCAGUUUCUACAAGCCAACUUCAUCCUGGAGGUGUUCAGCUCCGUCCCUUUUAUUGUGACACUGUGCUAUCCUCCGCUGCUACAGAACCUUUUUGUACCGUCAUUUCUAUCAUGUUGGCUUGUGAAGAAAGCUCUUGAUAGAUUACUGAAUGACCUGCAUCGUACUAGACAGCGAUUCCAGACUAUUUCUGUGACACUCUCUCAACAGUGUCUGAUUCUCAUCGCCACGCUUUUCUGUAUGAUCUUUACCACGAUCUGUGGUAUACAGCACAUCCAGCGAGCCAGUGCUGAGGUUCAACUCAACAUGUUCGACGCAGUGUAUUUUGUGAUAGUAACGUUCUCAACUGUGGGUUACGGGGACAUAUCGCCCGAUAUCUGGCCGUCGCAAGUGUUCAUGAUCCUAAUGAUCUGUAUAGCAUUUGCCUUUAUUCCGAUGCAGAUCCAGAUGAUAGCCUCCACGAUCGCGGAGCGUAUGAAGUUUGGCAGUGAAUACAGUGAACGACGCGCGGCAGGGUGUAAACAUGUGGUCGUUGUCUCGCGUACCCUACAGACAGACACUGUCAUGGACUUCUUGCUCGAGUUUUAUGCUCAUCCAAAACUAGAGGAACAUGUUGUGGUCUUGAUGGCCUCGGAACUAAUGGAUGUGAACAUGCAAGUGAUCCUGAAGGACCCAAAAUGGUCGCAGCGCGUCGUGUACAUGCGGGGAUCCGUUCUCAAAGAUACGGACCUGAAACGGUGUCGUAUAGCCAGCGCAGAGGCCUGCUUUAUUCUCGCACCUCGUUACAUCAAAGACAGGACACAAGCUGACCAGCACACGAUAUUGAGGUCAUGGGCUGUGAAGGACUUUGCUCCAAAGUGUAAACAGUACAUCCAGCUUUUUAAACCGGAGAACAAAAUCCACGUCAAGUUUGCAGAACAUGUCGUUUGUGAAGAUGAAUUCAAAUAUGCGUUAUUGGCGAACAACUGUCUGUAUCCUGGAUUAUCUACCCUUGUAUCGCUGCUGGUUCACACGUCUGGCGGAUUGUAUGGGAAAGGUUCGAUAGAAGGAACCAUUCGCAGUGACAUUGUUCGUAAAUAUCAUAUCAGUGAAGGCGAGCUGGCAACAGACCAAUGGCAGCAGACAUACGGUCGUCACUCUGGUAACGAGAUCUACCACAUACAGCUGGAGCGGAGUCUCUUUUUCAGCAGUUAUGUGGGAAAAUCUUUCACUACGGCUUCUGCUGAGGCGCAUCAGAGGUUUGGCAUAUCGCUUGUGGCCAUACUUGACACAACUGUUGACGAGCCUCAUCUCCAACUCAACCCCGGGCCCAGCUACAUACUCAAGGGCUCCGAUUUCUGUUUCUACAUGAGCGUGACCAAGGAGGAAUAUGCAAAAAUACAGCCGGACGCACUCAGGCAAGACGAUACCAAGUCUACACGAGCAAAAAAUAUGGAGCGAAUGGCAGCAGAACUUCAGCGGAUGUUGGACUCGGAGGAUGAAGAUGAGGAUUACGGUGAAGAAGAGAGCGUGUUCAACACCAUCACCAUACAACAGGGUUACGAGUUAGCUAACAGGGUGAAGAGGGCCACGUACACUACUGGGGAGAAGUCCGACUCUUCCUCAUCUCUUCCAUCACCUUCACAGGACAUGCACCACCAGGCUGUGAUCAACAACUUCAAGAAAAGCCCCACCAAGUCACCCAAUGCCAAUGGAGACACGAAGGCAAAAUUCCACAUUGACCCAACUGACCAGUUUGACCAUAUAGAUGGCACAGGUCCUCCUGACCGCUCACAGGUCCUGGAACAAUACCUGGACAUGAACCAAGAUGAGUUUACCUCCCCUUCUCACAGUUAUGUGAGCAGUGAGGAUGAAGAUCCAUUUAAAAAGGAGAGAAUUCAACAAGUUCUUCCAAAUAAUGAUUUGUCUCCCUUUGAGUUUGUUACGGGGCCACCCCCUGUGACCCUCUAUGUUGGCUCAAAAAGGGCCAUCUGUCACCUGAUGAGGGAGCGGAGACCCCUGUGCUGCCUGGAGUGGGGCGUGAAAUGUUCGCACUGUACAUAUAAGAACACCAACGACGAACGCUGGACGAACCAGCUGAUCAUUCUUGCAGCAGAACACGCGUGUAAUGGCAUCUACAACUUUAUAGUGCCGUUGAGGUCACAAUUUAUCGGCAUGAAGUCGCUGUGUCCCAUAAUUCUUCUAUUGGAGGAAACGCCGGACGUAAUAUUUCAGGAAACAAUCUCAUAUUUCCCUCUUGUCUACUGGAUGCUGGGAUCUAUAUCGAGUGUGGAUGACCUAUUGAAGGCAGGAAUCAACAAAGCGUCACAUCUUGUGGUCGUAAACAAGGAGCAGAGUGAAAAUGAGAGCGAGGACACGCUGGCCGACUCCGAGACCAUUGUUGCCGUGCAAACCAUAUUCAAGCUGUUCCCGAAUGCCAACAUUAUUACGGAGCUAAACCAGGCAUCGAACAUGCGGUUCAUGCAUUUCCGCGCCCAUGACGAAUACUCACAGAAAAUCUCUGACCUAGAAAGGAAACUGAAGUCAAGCAUGACGUCAAACUUGAGCCAUAUAUUCCGUCUGCCAUUUGCUGCAGGCCAGGUGUUCAGUGCCAGUAUGUUAGACACACUGCUUUAUCAGACAUUUGUAAAAGGAUACCUCAUCACUUUUGUACGCCUUUUGCUUGGAAUUGACGCUGAGGAAAACUCUGGACAUCUUUCCAGUAUCCGAAUCAAGCGGACUACCCUUGCACGCUACCGCACAUACGGAGAACUAUACCACGCUCUGUGUUCAACAACGGGAGAAGUCCCGAUUGCUCUGUACCGAACUGAUAACCAGUCAGCAAUCAAAUCAGCCAGUCCAACCUCUCCUACACCACCGAACAACAACACAGAGCAGGCCAAUGGCAAGAAGCUGACGCAUCACCGUGAGCCGAAGAAAGUGAACAGCCAGCUGAACAUUCAGAAACACUGGAAUACUCAGAAUCCGGAGCGCGAGGACAUCUCUGAUCUCAUACGGAACAGAAUGAAGAGUCUCGACCUCACUAUUGAUGACUACUGUUCUAUGGAAUAUAAGAAGAAUGACAUUUGUUAUGUGAUCCUUAACCCUUCCCCGAAGAGAAAACUACGCACUGGUGACCUUGUCUACGUGAUUCAGCCCAGCUCUAUGUACGCCAUUCCAAGUCGUAUCACCCGGCUAAAGCAAAACCGACGUAACUGGACACCUCCGUUAAAACGCUCUGGUUCCGACACAAACAUUACACUGAAAUUCCCGGACGAUGCCAACUUCAGUAGAGAUCGCACAAGCUCAUUGUCGGAUCGGAAACCUAAGAAAAGGUUUGUGCCGGUGCAUGAAUCCAAGUUGACGUGUAAUAGCUCACCAGACAUUACCACCUCUAAGUUCUGAUGCGCAUUGUGGUAUACCAGUGCUUUCACUACCCUAGAAAACCACCAAAUUUUACACACUGCUGCAAAGUAAACACAAAAUCUGGAUUUAAAAAGAAAAUGCGUAUGUCGCAAAGUGGUGAAAGGCUUUAUUUUACACUCUCCUUAUAUCACAAACAAUAAUUGAAUUUCCCAAACAGAAGUUUAUUUUAUGAAAUAUUUUUUUUCACAAAAUGGAUUAAACUAACUGCUUACCGUAUUUUAUAAAGAGCUGAUCAUUUUUAUAAACAGCUGAUUUUUAUGAAUUGCCUAUUUCACAACUGCUGAUUUUAUGAAUUGCUUAUUGCACAAACUGCUGAUUUUAUGAAUUGCUUAUUGCACAAACUGCUGAUUUUAUAAAAUGCUUAUUUCACAAACUGCUGAUUUUAUGAAUUGCUAAUUUCACAAACUGAUGAUUUUAUUGUUCAGUGUUGUACAAACUGCUGCAAGGUUUUUGUCUUCGCAUCUGGAGAAUUUUACCUGAUUCCUAAGCUUACUUUUCAAAAAGUAUCCCUGUUGCGCUAGUAAAUUCAUUCAUAGAAAUGGAAUCCAUUACCAUAAUAUUAAUUAUAAAUCUGCCAUUGAUAUAUAUUGCAAAAUAGGAUUGUCCGUAUUUUAGCUUUUUGACUUCACAUCAAAACAAGUACUAUGUAUCUUUGCACAGUGUUAGAUGAUGACACACAGUGUUAGAUGAUGACAUCAGAGGAAAUAUUAAAAUUAAUAACAAUGUUGAAACUGCUCUUCUAAAUGAUUUUAGAUGCUUUUACUGUAGAAUUGUUUUUAUUUGGAACAGUACUGCUGCCAUGUUUGUCUUUGUAAUUCCACUUUUAUUUGUUUUCUUUAGAUUCUCAGCUGCAUUAAAUCUUGUUUUUUUUCUUGGCAAUUUGCAAGUUCUUCACAUAGCAUGAACACGUGUCAGGGCUUAAACAUUGAAUAAAAAAUACAAAUGUGAGAAUCUAAAUACAUGCUUGUUUGUUUGUAGUUUUCAUGUACAUUAGAAUUAUGUACCAUUUAUUGUGUAAAAGGGACCAAUGAUUUUUGACGGGACCAAAAGAUAUAUUUUACUGUGAUUAAUGUUUGUUACUGUUGAUAAGACAUAGUUGAUAACAUGUGUUUGUUAGCAUGGAUAACAUGUGUUAUUUGUUUGUUAAAUAUUGAUGUUUUCACAGUGCUCUGUGUUUGGUAUUAACUUUUAUGAUUAUGUAUGAGGUUUCCACUUUUUGUCAUAAAAUUGUAAAUAUCCCAGGAAUUUCAUAUCCUUCAUUUCAGGAAAAAAAUAUGUUGUAAUAUUUUUGGGCAUCAAAUAUGUUGUAAUAUUUUUGGGCAUCAAAUAUGUUGUAAUAUUUUUGGGCAUCAAAUAUAAAAGCAUUGAAAUGAUAUUCUCUGUUUAUAGGAGACUUAGUAAUUGUUUAUUAUGAAGCAGUAGGACUCGUUGAAGAUGUUCUCUUAAACUUUGACAAACAAGGAAUAUUUUUUCUGCUUACUAUUGCUGUGUUGUAAAUACUGUUGUUUACUUGUUAGUGUAUAUUUUUGAAUUUGUUUAUGUUCAAAUUCGCCAUGUGUUCAUAUAUCCUUUAUUUUAAUUAUAUAUAUUUUCUGUAUGAUAUGAUAUGAUAUGUAUAUAUGUUAAGCGAUGUCACCAUGAUAACUGUGUCAGCACAUAUCGAACAAAAUCAAAUACCUCAGCUCCUACAUUUCUUGUAUCUUGGUCCAUCCUUAAAGAUUGUGUGUGUGUGUGUGUGUGCGUGCGUGCGUGCGUGCGUGUGUGUGUGUGUGUGCUGUCAUCCUAAGACCUUUUCAAAGUUCAUGCAAUUUUAGACUUCUUUUUUAUUGAGUUGGGAAAUAGCCCUUGGAUUAAGCCAGGUUUGUUUAGUGUGAAGUUGUCACUGAGUCAUAAAAAAUAUUUUCUGAACUAAAAGUUUGAGUCUGGUCAUGUCAAACACAUUUUUUAAGGAUGGCCGAAGAUGUGUCUCUUGAUUUGUUUUCAGAAAUCUAAAAAAAAUUAUGAACUGUAAUUCUGCGAUGUUUUUGUCUUGUUUUGUGCAUUUAUAUUUGCUUCACUCAAUUUCAGAGUCACUAUCACUGGUCCGAGACUUACAACUCCCUGGGUUGUAACUAAAAAUAAAUCACAUUAAAUUAUUUAUAUUAUAAUUUCAAUAUGUGCAUUGAUGGGAGUUUUCUUUAAAAGAAAAAUCUCUAUGGUUACUCAUUGUCGAAUCUCAUUUAGUUCAUGACUGCUGCAACAUAGUUUUCAUCAGGUGUAACGAAAACAGAUUGUUUUUUUCCGGUUUCCCCACCCGACUCUAAAUUUGCUUUAUUUUUCACUCAUUUUUGGUACAUGGUUUUGGGCAGGGCCUAAAAAACAACAACAUUUGUUUUGGGUUACUCGACCCUACCUACGAAACAGGCGCCGACCUUACUGUUUUUAUAGAUGGGGGGGGGGGGUCAGUGAAAUCGGAAAGAAGCAAUUCUAUUUUUACUUUAUUGUAUUUAGAUUUAAAUAUUCAAUCAGAUUUUAAAUACUCUGUUUUAGAGGCCAAAUUAUGUAUCUUUGUUUAAAACAAAUACUUAUUGGCAUUAAACUAUAUUUAACAUGUAACAAGUGUUUAUGUUGAUUCAUCAAUACCAUAUUGUUUGGAAAGCUAUGAAAAGUCUGAUACAUUUCUCUCUUCUUAAAUAAGUGUUCAUGCCACAGUGAGGAAAAAAACAUUAUUUGAAAAAAAAAAAAAAAGUUAGUACUUCCUGUUUUAACCAAUAAUUUACAUAUUUUAUCAAUUUUACAACAAUACAUUAUUUGAAGGAAACACACGCAUAUAGACAGUUAUUUUGAUUGACUCCAUCAUUCAAAGCUCAUUGUCUUUUUGUCCUAGUAUAACAAUAUUAUGGUAUAUUUCAAUUAUCACAUACAUGUAUUGCGUUUUACUCAGAAGAUGUUUAGUGCCACAAUCUAUAGGCAUUUGUGUAGCGUAUAGUAGACAUUCUUUUGGCAUUGUUUAGUGGAUGCCUACAUUCUGUACUGAGAAUUCUGUUAUGUGUAACACAAGUUAUAACCUAAACUGAAGAUUGAAUAACUACUCAACCUAUCAACAUAUAGUGAUUUAUAAUAGAUCUAUGGGACUUUUUUGCACAAAGAUAUUGGUUGAAACCAUGGUAAGUUUAAAAUUUAGAUAUGCGAACCUAUGCAUUGGCAUUUACAGCCUGUGUUCAGGGACAUAGGCAACUUUCAGUGACAACACUAAAUUAUUUGUAGGCUCUGUGCAAGACUGCUGAUUUCAUCCAUGUUGUGCUAAGUCCUCAAAUUACGAAGUUGGCCAAAAGAAGGUUCCUUUUUACAUGACUGUAAAUCUUAAUAUUUUAAGUACUUCAAUAAUAAAAAAUGCCUAAUUCCACUAAAAUUCCUCAAAUCCACCAUAAGCACUGAAUAAAAUUUGUUUUUUAAAGGAAAAUGUGUAAAUUUAGCCAUUUAAGUUGAUUUUUUUUUUUAAAUAUUUUACAGUAGAGAAGUUCACAAUAAUUAUACAGCAUUGUCAUGAGAUCGCCCCUUUUAAGGAUAAAAUCCCCCUUCUAUCCAUGUUCAAUCCUCCUCUUGAAUAAUCUAUGUUCCAAAUAAUGGUUGUUUUGAAGUACAAAGUGGCCUUCCUGCUCAAUUUGUUCUUAUCAGUGGCUGUUUUAAAUUAUAUAAUCCUUCUUUAAACACACACUAUAGUCCCACCAGUGACUGUUUUAAUUACAUAAUCCCUUAUAAAGCACAAUCUAUGUACACACCUUGUUGUUUUUUAUGUAUAUAGCCUCUAUUCAAGCUCAAUCUUUUCCCACCAAUGGCUGUUUUGAAGGUUUAAUUUUUUUUCCACCAAUGGCUGUUUUGAAAUAUAAAAUCCCCCUUUAAGCACAACCUAUCUUUCAAUCCAAUGGUUGUUUUGAAGUACAAAAUCCCUCUUUAAACUCAAUCUAUGUUUCAAUCAAUGACUGUAUUCGCCUGAACUAAAGUGUUGUUGUUUUUUUGGUUUAUUUGUAUCAAAGGGAAUCUUUUCAGGUAAAAUCACAUUCCUUUCUGUUUAAAUGCUAUAACUAUUUACUCGUGGGUACACUACAUACAUGUACAAUGUUCUGUUUCUUGGUUAUUUUAGUUUUGUUUAAGGUACAUUUUUUAUUCACGUAUUUUGAUGGUUUUAGUUUUUUGGUUAUCUGUAUGCCUCGUUCUAUUGAUAAUAUGUAUGUUUCUGAAGAGUUUCGAACAUAUUCUUGCCAUGCAUUUCAAGUCAGCAUUUAGUUAUGUAUUUUCAACUUAUGGAAAGUCGCAUUUGAGUUUUACUAUUUACUUUACAGCGGUUACUUCCUUUUGUCAUACAGUUCACUGCCACUACGCAUGUCAUGUGAUAAUGAUCAAUAUCAUGUGACGUCAUGCAAACAGUUAAGAUUUGCGUUCGUUGAAGUUAUUUUUUGUGUGUUUUUACUAAUUUUUAAAACAAUUUUAUUUAAAGGAACUUUACUUCAAUAGUGCAUAAAAUUUAGUAUUUGUAAAAAAAACUUCCCCAAAAGUAUAUACUGUAGCCGAAAUCCAUCUAUUUUCGUAGUGGCGGCACAUAUAUGUGAUUUCAAAGUAACCAAGAUACCUUGAUUAUGAAUAAGUACAGUACUAAUAUUUUAUAUUUUUAAAACAUUUGUCAUUUGAAGGUGUUGUUUAUUGUCAAUGUACACUUAAAGUGUUGUUGUCAACACAAUUGUAUCAUAUAUUGUUAAAUAGAAUAAAAUGAUGUGACCAUGUCA